CGCUCAUGGUCAAAUAGUGUAAAUGUGAAGUGAAUUAAAAUGGUUAUAAAAAAGGUAAUUCUGAUUAAAAAUGAGUUUUAACAUCGAAGUGAGGAAAAAGCAAUUGCAUAGCUUAAAUCAAUACAUAAAUUCUUCCAAAGAUAAAGUCUCUUCGAUACUGAAUUAUCUCGGUUGGAAUGGAAGGAAAGUACAAGAGAAUGCGGAAAGGAUAAGAUGUCCUUUGAAUGCCAAUCAUAGAGUUCCGAUUGAAAAAAUAGAAAAGCACGUUCAGAAAUGUUGCCUUCAGUCUGCUGGAUAUGAUUGCAACGAGGAAUUUCUCUCGGAUCCUCAAGCUCCAUCAUCGAGUUCUAUUACAUUAGAUGUGCCAAAAAAGAUAGAUAUUCUUAACGAGGCUAGGCAGCUCAAUCCCAAAUUUAGACCAGCUUGGAAUGGAUUAGAUCCGGAUCCCAUGACAAGCGAUCGAAUUAUAUCCACGUUUUCAGCAGACGAAAGGCUAGCUCUUUACGAUUAUUGCGUAAAGAACACAGUUGCCCCACCAAUUCCGAAUGAAUUCCUAACGAACGCGGAGGAAAAGGGCAAAAAGGAGGAAUCGUUGACGGAAGGAGAGCGAUUAGAAAAAGAAAGGAACGCCAAAAGACGGCCGGUAAAAUACAAAUCUGUUCAUACGGGCCGCAACAAAAGUCACAUAGAAGUAAUGAGAGAAGUGAUACACAAUCAAAUGGAGCUGUUUCAAGAUUAUUUGAAGGAUAAGAAGAGAGAUGAAGAAGAGGCUGAACGCCAUCGUCAACAAGAAUUAAUGGAAAAAGCGCAAGCUUAUGAGCAAUUUCCACAGAGUGACUCGAAUGUUGUGUAUGAUUAUGGUAUAGAUCCUUUUGAAACUUCUGAUAAUAGUUUCAUGGAAAGUACCAUAAAUGGUAAUGCUAGCUUUAACGUCAAUUAUGAUUAUGACGCAGAUAUUCCCAUAAAAAUAGAAAAAGACUGUUUUCCAAUUGGUUCCGAUAGUAAUAAUCAUCGUGCUGAAUCCGAGAAAAGUGAAAAAAGAGAAGGCCACCGCAAUAGACCCACUUCUCGACAAUUACACAGAGAUCGAGAUCGUCAUCAUAGAAGUAGAGAAAAAGACAGGGACCACAAACGAAAUUACGAAAGAAGUAGAGAAAGAAGGGAUUAUUACUCUAGAAGAAAGGAAUCUUACUCCAAAUCCAUUAGAAGAUAUUAAAAUUACAAACUAAUUUAAAU
Molecule: messenger RNA, 1236 nt
Organism: Phyllotreta striolata
Lineage: Eukaryota; Metazoa; Arthropoda; Insecta; Coleoptera; Chrysomelidae
Source: the annotation of a GenBank genome assembly